This is a messenger RNA of Fraxinus pennsylvanica, 1305 nucleotides long. The record is from the annotation of a GenBank genome assembly. Lineage: Eukaryota; Viridiplantae; Streptophyta; Magnoliopsida; Lamiales; Oleaceae.
AUGAAGGCAGAGCUGCUUCUGCAAAUACACAUGGCCAUGUUUUCAGUGGCUGUGAUGUUAUGUUCCUGUGAAUCCAUAACCAAUCUGCACCCCGUGAUCUUGAUACCUGGAAGUGGAGGCAACCAAUUGGAAGCCAGGUUGACUUCAAAGUACAAACCUUCAAGCUUGUUGUGCAAUAGAUGGUACCCCAUUAAAAAGGAUAAUGAAGGAUGGUUUAGGCUGUGGUUCGACCCGAGUGUACUACUCGGACCCUUCACCAAAUGCUUUAGUGAAAGGAUGAUGAUUUACUAUGAUCUUGUUAAGGAUGAUUAUGAUAAUGCACCUGGUGUUGAGACAAGAGUGCCUCACUUUGGCUCGACUCAGUCCCUUCGAUAUCUUGACCCUCACCUCAAGCACAUUACAUCGUACAUGGAACCCCUAAUAAAAUCUUUGGAAGAAAUAGGUUAUGUGGAUGGCAAAAACCUCUUUGGGGCGCCCUAUGAUUUUCGAUAUGGAUUAGCUGCAAAAGGUCACCCUUCCCAUGUUGCCUCAAAAUUCUUGACACAACUCAAAAAUCUAAUAGAAACAGCCAGCAAUUCCAAUGGAGGAAAGCCCAUAAUCCUUCUUUCCCAUAGCUUAGGAGGCCUUUUUGUCCACCAACUACUCAUUCGAAACCCGGUUUCUUGGCGCCAAAAACACAUCAAACACUUCAUCGCAUUGUCGACGCCGUGGGGUGGUACGGUUGAAGAACUGCUCACAUUUGCUUCUGGGAAUGCACUCGGAGUUCCCUUAGUCAAUCCAUUGCUUGUGAGGGAAGAGCAAAGAAGUUGUUCAAGUAACUUAUGGCUUCUACCCUCUCCUAAAGUGUUCAACACAACAAAACCACUAGUGAUCACCCAAAAUGCGUCUUAUUCUGCGAAAGAUAUCGCACAGUUUCUCAAGGAUAUCGGGCUUCCAGAAGGAGUCCAGCCUUAUAAAUUGCGUAUUUUACCUUUGGUUGAAAACUUGGUUGCACCGGAAGUUCCUAUUACGUGCAUAAUUGGGAGCAAUGUCAAUACACCGGAAACAUUGUUUUACGGGGAUAGUGGGUUUGACAAGAGCCCAGAGGUGGCGGACGGGGAUGGCGAUGGUACAGUGAACACGGUAAGCUUGCUAGCAGUAGAAAAUGCAUGGGCUAAUGAGAAAAAUCAAACCCUUAAAGUGAUCAAGCUCCCUGGGGUUUCUCACACAUCUAUACUAAAAGAUGAUCUUGCACUCGAUGAGAUUAUAGGAGAGAUUUGUAGCAUCAACUCUCAAUUUUCGAGUUCACUAGCUUUAAGAACUUAA